Penaeus vannamei (Pacific white shrimp) is the source of this 967-nucleotide messenger RNA. Lineage: Eukaryota; Metazoa; Arthropoda; Malacostraca; Decapoda; Penaeidae. The record is from RefSeq and is a predicted model, not a curated record.
CACUUCAUCUCUCAUUUAGCAUUAGAACGAAGCCAUCCAGCUACGAUGUCGGAGGAAGUUACCGUGAAAGUCCUGAACGAAGCAGGAGAAGGCAGCCAUGCGCAGGACCUCGACUCCGUGGCUGUGUCCCAACGCCUGCAAAAGGCUAUGUUGAAGAUGACGGGGAAGUUUUUGGACGAAACGACAGGCAAGGUGAACUACGCGAGUCUUAGAUCAUCAGAAGAAUACAGAGCGUACUGUGCGAUGGCGGGACAGCUCCGUGCAGUCGACGUCGAGAAACUGGACGAGAAGGAAAAGCUGGCGUUCUUUAUCAACGUCUACAACGCCCUGACGGUGCACGCCCUCACGGAGAUCCUGGGCGAGAGGACCAUCGAGACCGCCCUCGACGUCCCCGCCUUCUGGAGCAGCCACGCCUACCGGGUCGGCCUCUUCGUCUGCUCUCUGGACGACAUCGAGCACGGGGUUCUUCGAGUGAACAAGGCCCACCCUAGCACCGGCCGACCCGUCAUGUCCCAGGACGACCCGAGACUCAAGUACCAGGUGUCGACACUUGAGCCUCGGAUACACUUCGCCCUCAACUGCGGCGCUAUGUCCUGCCCGAUGGUUCGCGUCUACAGCAGCAACAACUUGGAGGUGGCUCUCGAGGGCGCUACGAGGUCCUACUUGACUCAGGAGGUGAAGAUCGAGGACGACGUCGCGAGGCUGCCCGAGAUCCUCAGCUGGUAUCAAGAUGACUUCGCUCCCGACCAGAUGGGGAUGCUGAGAUGGAUCAGGACCUACCUCGAGGAGAAGGACCAGCUCGCCCUCGACGCCCUGAUAGCAACUGGAGGCUCAGCUGGUCCCAAGGUCGAGUUCUUCUAUAACUGGUCCUUGAACAAGCUGUAGCGAGGUCGGGUCGACCGGGUUUUCUGUUUUUGUUUUUGUUGUUUUUGGUUUGUGGGUUAGAUGUUUUUUUUUGAAGGGGGAA